Messenger RNA from Linepithema humile (Argentine ant), 2755 nucleotides. RefSeq lists its product as uncharacterized. Lineage: Eukaryota; Metazoa; Arthropoda; Insecta; Hymenoptera; Formicidae. The record is from RefSeq and is a predicted model, not a curated record. Gene Ontology annotation, molecular function: RNA binding.
UCAAGAGCAAACUCCUAUAUCAUCAUGUGUUCCUAUUAACUCCUGUUAAUUUCUUGAAAUUCCGGCUAAAAUGGACACGUGACGUCAGCGGGUCUCGGUUGUGUGCGUAUGGAGUUCUUCGAGGCAAACUGGCAGUUCUAGUCGGAAACGUCUAAAGCAUGGGUAGUUUAUGAUACACCAAGAAAAGAGUAUAUAUCGUUUAUUUGUGUCCAACAAAGAUAUUAAUGUUAAAUGCUUUAAGAAAUAUUUCUAUAAAAUAUAUUCCAUUUUAUAUGCGCAUAAUGGAUGUGUUAGAGCCAGAAUUAAUUUGGGUUGAUGGACGAUGCUAUAGAUUUUAUGAAAGUAGUGUUUGGAAAAAUACUCAUACAUCAGCCCCAUAUAUGGAAGACAGAGAAUCUGUUUGUUCAGAAGAAGAAUCUGAAACUGAUAUAGAAAUAACAUUUAAUGAUACACGGUUACAACAUAGCUUUUACGUACCCAAAAUCUUCCACUCAUAUAUAAUUGGUGCAAAAGGUUUAGUACUUAAGAAAUUGGAAAAUGAGACAAACACAACUAUAGAAGUACCAAGGAAGGGAAAAGAUGGAAAUAUUGUUAUUACUGCACGGGAUCGUAAAGCUAUAAUAUCAGCAAGACAUAGAAUUAACUUGCUAGUAGAGACUUCGAGGAAAAAGAUACGUUACACACAUUUCUUAUCGAUUCCAUUAAAUAAAAAGGAAAUAAUUGAUAAAUUCAAUUCUUUCAAAGAUGAUGUGUUGGAGAAAUAUGGCAAAACUGCAUAUAAUAUUGAUGAAUCACUUUUCCAAGAUCCAUCUAAAUUGCAUCUCACUAUUGGAAUGCUCAAAUUGCUUGAUAUUAAUGAGAAAACUCAAGCAAUUGAUGCUCUCAAGAUUUGUAAAGAAGAAAUUAUAAAUCCUAUUCUUAAAGAAACUGACUCAAUAAAUAUACAAUUACAAGGAGUUGCAUGUAUGAAUGAUGAUCCCACUGAGGUUAAAAUUUUGUAUGCACAAAUCGCUCACAAUGAAAAAUUACAAGAGCUUGUUGAUAAAGUUGCAAAUUAUUUUCUUCACAUAGGUUUAAAAGAAAAUGAAUAUGAAAAAGUAAAAUUGCAUGCCACUCUAAUGAAUACAUCAUUCAAAAAUGAUUACCAAGCAAGAUUUAAAGAUAAAUAUAAUGCAAGCGAAAUUCUAAAAGUUCACAAGGACACAUUCUUUGGGGAAACAAUAUUAAAUCAAAUUGAUAUAUCUGAACUUAACACUGCUACCAAAGAUGUUGCAUAUGCUGUAACUGAAUCUGAUGUCAUGGAGAUCAACGAUGGAAUUUCAACAAUAUUUUGUUCAGAACAUACUUUACAGAUGAAUAAUACUUUUAAUGCUUUUCAAACAUCUCAGAAACCAGAAAGAACAACAAAACAGAAGCAUAUAAAUUUAAAAAAGAGCAUGAGUAUAGCAGAUGAUUCAUUAGAGUAUUGGGGAUUUUACUUACUUAAAGGUGCAUCUGUAUCACUCUCUGUAUGUUCAAGAUUUGAUGGAGCUUCUAUCUUAGUGGUGAAAGGGGAAAGAAAUUUACGUACUUGUGGUUUGUUGGAACAUAAUUUGAAAAAGGAACAAGUGCAUGAAAAUAUGUUUUUACCAGGUGCAGACAAACAAGUUGAAGUAAUAUAUGAAUCAAAUGCACAAGAAAUAGAUUCUAAGGAAUCAAACACUAAUGAUCUUACGAUCAUAAACAAUGCUAGUGAUGUACAUAAACCAAUUAUAAAUGUAAGCCCCAGAAAUUCUUCCAAAAGAAGUUUUGAAGUUCCUACAAAUAUAGAUAACAGUACAUGGGAAUAUACUACAGAGAUUGAAAGAAAAUUUAGAAAAGAUUUAGAGGAUCUGUAUGAAACUGCAGCAUCUUAUGUUCACAAACAUAUAGGUGAACAAAGCGUGAAAAAUUCUAGAAAAUUGAGACAUAUUAAACGCAAGCUCAAAAAUAGAACAAUACGUAAAUUAAUAAAGUUAAAACGACAAUUGAAAUCAUCUAGAUCGAUGGAGACUGAAGAAGAUACUCAACAAAAAACAAAAGUCAAAGAUAAUGUACGUGUCAAAAGAUCCAUUAGAAACCGAGAACUCAUAAAACCAUCUUCCUUAUUAGAUCAGGGCAUCAAACAUGGUGGAAAUACUGAUAAAAACUUUACAUCUAUUUCUAAUGAAGAAUCAUCUCUUUCCAGCUUUGAAACUGGUUUAUUUAAUUGCUAUGAUGGAACAAUACUGUUAGCUCAUGAAUUUGAACCUUCUGAUCAAUGUACUAAUACUUCCUAUUUGCUCACCAAGAAGCACGUACAAGCAAACCACCAUGUAGAAGAAGAUGGUUACUAUUAUUAUAUUUUCUAUAGCGACAACGACUUUGUGAUCAACGAUAUUUAUGCGAUUUUUGAUAUACAUAAGCCGACUUUCCAAUAUGUAAAUGUGACUAAGGCAUGUAUUAAUGAAACUAAAUGCUCAUUUUCUUUAAAUAUGUUAUCAGCGGAUAAAGUAAUUGUCGAAAUACCAACGAAGGAUGGUAUAGAGCAUGAUGAAAAAGAUGACUUUAGCACUCUAAUUUCUAUUUGCCAGCCACGAAUGGGCGCAUACAUGAUUUUUCCAAUUGCCAUGCUAUUCUUUAUUCUUAGUUGCGCUUUCAUGUGAAUAUAGAAAAGCCUAUGGUUUUACUUAUAGGUACCUGCGAAAAUAAGUAUAUGCGAAUUUUUAAAAGUACUGUUUAGUUCUAAGUAUAUUUU